UGUAGUUACGAGAAUCGUAACGGGAGAAAAGAAAAGACAUCAAUCGAAUUGAAGUCCCACGUGUCAAUGUGAUAAACGCACUAAUAGGUGGCGCAAACGAUUUGCACCUCUCCGUCUUACUACCUCCUCUACAUCUACCCUCCCAAUAUAACGCAGCGGCCGUCAAUCUAACAACAUGACUGAUGCGGGAUUCUUCAAGGGUACUUCAGCGGAUCAAGACCGUAGGUUCUCGGACAAGGAGCUCAAACUCCUCAAAUCCAUGAAGUUCCCGACAGACUUUGAGAAGAAGGUUGACAUGCGUAAAGUAAACUUGACUGUCAUCCGUCCAUGGGUGGUGAAGAAGAUCAUCGAGCUGGUGGGUUUUGAAGAUGAGGUCGUCGUGGAAUAUGCGAUGGGUUUGCUUGAGGACGAUUCGCAACCGACGCCAGAUCCGAGAAGAAUGCAAAUCAAUCUGACAGGCUUUCUCACAAACCACACGCCCACAUUCAUGUCUGCCCUCUGGAAACUACUUGUUGAGGCGCAGGAGUCUCCCGCAGGCGUUCCACGCACAUUCGUAGAGGAGAAAAAGGAAGAGAUGCGCCAGGCCAAAAUGGGAGAUACGCGCGCCAGAGGGGGCAGACCGCGGGACAAUGGGUGGGGCGGAAGAGGAGGGCGUCCUCCUCGUCGGCGUACACCAUCACGAUCUCCCCCGCCGCGCUCUCCCCCGCCGCGCUCUCCCCCUCCUCGCCGUCGGCGUUCGAGCUCACGGACUCCCCCAUAUAGCACCCGGAGUUCUCGCUCACGCUCAAAUUCUCCUCCUCCUCACCGUCUGCGUUCCCCUCGCGCCCGCUCUCCAUCCCGCACUCCGCCUUCGCGUGCUCUCGACAGGGACACUCCUUCUCUCCGCCGGCGCUCGCCGCCCACUCGCUCCCUCUCUCGCUCUCCUCCACCCCGCCGGCGUGCGCGUUCCCCGUCCAUCACACCUCCGCCGCGUGAUCGUGACCGUGAUCGCCGCCUCAGGGAUAGGGGUUCGCGGAGCCCACCGCCACGCAGACGGCGCCUCACGCCCCCUUCGCGAUCUCGCAGCCCACCCUAUCGGAGCGGUCUCCGCCGCGGCGGAGGAGGGAACGCUCGAGAGAUAUGAGCGUUAAACGCGACCGACGGAGGAAGAGCGAUAAUCGCAACCAGAGCAGAUCCAGGAGCAGCAGCAGGGACAGGACCUUGGGUACGGACAGUCGCAGACAGGACAGAGACGAUAAGACGGGCACGGAUGCAGAGCUGCGGGGCGCGAAAAGUGACCAAGUGGCCGAGAAUGGCGAACUCAAGAUCAAAGGCCAGGCUGCGGUGGAGAAGCGAAAAAGUAAAUGGGAGGAGCAGGCAAGGCCGCAGCCUUCUAUCGAGCAGAGUGAGCUCGAGAAGAGGGAGAGCGAGCUCAAGG
Molecule: messenger RNA, 1417 nt
Organism: Laetiporus sulphureus 93-53
Lineage: Eukaryota; Fungi; Basidiomycota; Agaricomycetes; Polyporales; Laetiporaceae
Product: PWI domain-containing protein
Exons: 8
Coding region: 176-1123 (315 amino acids)
Biological process (GO): mRNA processing; regulation of mRNA splicing, via spliceosome
Cellular component (GO): spliceosomal complex
Molecular function (GO): RNA binding
Source: RefSeq, a predicted model, not a curated record